AUGACAACGCAUCGCCUCAACGCACAUGCACUCAUGCUACUCUUCCAUGCAAUCAGCGUCUUAUCGACCUUCACCAACCUACCUGCCGUCCCCCAGGGUAUUUUCAACGUCAGCACCCGGAUCGAAAUUCAUAGCAACAAGAUCGCCGCCUGGGAGGCUCUCACCGACUUCCCAAGGUACCCAGAAUGGAACCCUUUCGUGCGCGCUUCAGUCAUGGUUUCACCAGGCAACGCUACCCUCCACGACCAGCGUCCCAAGGAAGGCCUUCGCCUCUUCCUGCGCACUCAGAUUCCGGCUCUACCAUCCCCUGUCAACAACACACCCCAGACGUUGAGGCCAACACCCAUUGCCUGGGAGGCUGUCACAGACCUCGAUCUGCAAGCCGAGAGGUGGUCAGCCAUCAGCGACAUUGGUCGCGGAAAGGUCCUUUACGAAAGCAGAGAGGUAUUUCAUGGUGACAUGGCUGAGUCCCUGAAGUCUCUAAUUGGUGAGACUCUGCAGGCCUGUUUCGACGCGCAGGCCCAGGCCUUCAAGGUCUUACUUGAAGACUGUAAUGAGCACUGGGUGUAAACCCCCUUCUCCAGAAACGGAGUCAAACUCCGAUGCCAACGCUGUUACAUACACCCAAGCACGUUCGACCAGUUCGUAUCUUCCGUACUUGCCUUUGGCGAGACUGCGUCGAGUAUAAGUAUCGGUCGAUCAUCGUAUUGAUAGAACGAACUAUUGAACAACUCGAUAAAGUCACCAAUUUGAUUAAACUCUUUCACAAAGCAUACCAUUUUAAAGUUCCCGGAAACAACCUGAUGCUCGUGAGAUGCUCGACCUUUCUGGGACUAGUGGCUCGGCACGGAGACGCCUGUCGGUGAUGGCACUGUCGCAAUCCAGCAGUCACGUCUCGACAUCAGGCGCCUACU
This is a messenger RNA of Boeremia exigua, 914 nucleotides long. RefSeq lists its product as uncharacterized. The transcript is spliced from 2 exons. The coding region runs from base 1 to 570 and encodes 189 amino acids. Lineage: Eukaryota; Fungi; Ascomycota; Dothideomycetes; Pleosporales; Didymellaceae. The record is from RefSeq and is a predicted model, not a curated record.